AUGAGGGGCACUAUGCCGGGAGGAGUCCUGUGCUGCUUUCUGCUGGGUUGUCUCUUUCAGGAGACCUUUGGAAUCACCAGAAGAUACUACAUUGGUGCUGUGGAGAUGGACUGGGACUAUGUGCACAGCAGCUUGCUCUCUGUGCUGCAGGCACCAGCUGGAGCUUCAGGGGUCCAAGGCCAAAAGUCACCUAUGUCUGGCAUUUCCACUCGGUACAAGAAGGCGGUGUUUGUGGAAUAUACUGAUUCCUCGUUCACGCAAACUAAGCCCAAACCAGCCUGGAUGGGUCUCCUGGGCCCCACCAUCCGAGCUGAAGUCUAUGACACGGUGGUUGUUACCUUUAAGAAUCUGGCUUCCCGCCCUUUCAGCCUCCAUGCUGUGGGUGUGACAUACUGGAAAGCAUCAGAGGGGGCAGGGUAUAAGGAUGAGACCAGCCAGGCUGAGAAAGAAGAUGACGAGGUGAAUCCUGGUAAGACCCACACGUAUGUCUGGGAAAUCCUAGAAGACCAAGGACCAACAGAGUUUGACUCGUCAUGUCUGACCUACUCCUACUUCUCUUACACUGACAGCGUGAAGGACAUCAACUCUGGCUUGAUCGGAGCCCUGCUUGUCUGCAGGCCAGGAGCCCUGACCAAAGACGGAACCCAGGGCACGUUGCAAGAAUUCGUGCUGCUCUUCUCAGUGAUUGAUGAAGGGAAGAGCUGGUACCCAGAGCCCAACAACACAGGAACUCCUCUGCCCUUGGCUCAGCUGCACGCUAUCAACGGCUAUAUCAACGGCUCUCUGCCCGAUCUCCACUUGUGCCAGAAAAGACCAGUCUAUUGGCAUGUCAUUGGGCUGGGUACCGCCCCGGAAGUGCACUCUAUUUUCUUUGAGGGCCACACAUUCUUGGUGAGGAGCCACCGGCAUGCAACUUUAGAAAUCUCACCGGCCACCUUCCUCACGGCUCAGACCAUGCCCACCACCAGCGGCAGGUUCCUAAUGUUUUGUCAAAUCCCGGCCCACCAGCAAGCUGGCAUGGAAGCAUACAUCAGUGUGGAAGUCUGCCUGGAAGAGCCCAAGAUGAAGAUGAGGCUGGCCAUAGAUACACCAGAUGAAGACUAUUAUGAUGACAACUAUGAUCUGGACAACACAGUGAUUGUAUUUGAUGAGAGUGACUCUUCCCCCUCGAUUGGCGCACGCGCUUUUGCCAAGCAGGAGCCUGUGACCUGGACUCAUUACAUUGCAGCUGAGGAGGUGGAUUGGGACUAUGCCCCAAUAAUACCCACUUAUCUGGACAGAAGUUACACAAGUCAGUUUCUGGAAGCUGGUCCUCAGCGAAUUGGUUCAAAGUAUAAGAAGGUGAUGUUUGUGGAAUAUGAGGAUGGGACCUUUAAGAAGCGCAAGGUAUCAGAUCAACGUGACACAGGAAUUCUGGGACCUGUCCUUAAAGGAGAAGUUGGGGAUCAAUUUAUGAUUGUGUUCAAGAAUCUAGCAAGUCGGCCUUACAACAUCUACCCUCAUGGGCUCACCAGCAUAAGUUCCUAUCACCCAGUGAAGUCUUCUGAAGAUAAAGAUGUGAAGGAUAUACCUAUUGAGCCUGGCCAGUCAUUCAAGUACAGCUGGAAAGUGACGACUGAGGAUGGGCCGGCUGGCUCAGAUCCUCGCUGCCUGACCCAUUUCUACUACAGCUCCAUCAACCCAGUCCGAGACACGGCCUCGGGGCUAAUCGGCCCCCUCUUGAUCUGCUCUAAAGAAUCGAUGGAUCAGAGAGGGAAUCAGAUGAUGUCGGAUGAGACUAGGUUUGUGUUGUUUUCGGUCUUUGAUGAAAACCACAGCUGGUACCUGGCAGAAAAUAUACAGAGGUUCUGCACAGAUGCAGCUACUGUGAACCCCCAGGAUCCUGAAUUCUAUGCCUCAAAUGUUAUCCACAGUAUUAAUGGCUACGUCUUUGACAACCUGCACCUGAAACUUUGCCUGCAUCAAGUAGUGUACUGGUAUGUCUUAAGUGUCGGUGCCCAGACAGACUUCCUGUCUGUUUUCUUCUCUGGAAACACCUUCAAACACAACAUGGUCUUUAAGGACACGCUCACCCUCUUUCCACUUUCUGGAGAAACCGUCUUCAUGAGCAUGGAAAAGCCAGGCGUAUGGAUGCUGACAUGCCUGAAUCCUGACUUCAGAGACAGAGGAAUGUGGGCAAAGUUCACAGUCUCCAAGUGCAACACUGAUCCAGAACUGUAUUCCUAUGGGGAAGAUUAUGAUUUGAUACCGGAUUACUUGACAAAUGAGGGCAAUGUCCUUCAACCUAGGGGCUUCCCCAAGAAUAAGAGAUGGCGCAGACUGUGUCUGAGAAAGCAUCGUAAUGUCACUUCUUCCGAAAAGGAAACAGAGACGCUCAACCUCCAGCUAACAACCUGCUUGAGAAAACCCAGCCAGCCCCUCAAAUUCAGUAACAGACUUCAAAACAGCAGGAAGAAUUCCAUGGACCCCUCUUCCAACAGCACAUCAGUGCUGUCCGAUCUACAUGGCCUUUCCCUAUCUUCUCAAACAGAGACUAGCUUUGAGCCAAUAUCUUAUGAUUCCUUCUCAGAAGAGGCAGGAUUGUCAGAAAUGAUCAGCCCUGACCAAGGAUUUGGACACCCUUCUCCUGAAGGAAACUCAACAAGCUUAAGUGAAGUGGUCCAUCAUAACACAAGUUCAGCAAGAGCUGCAGCAUCUGGCUCAUAUCCAGAAGGAGAUACUCUCUUCUUUGGAAAGCGUAGACCAAUUCAAGCUGUAGAGAUGGCUAAAGAGAAUUUAGAGCUGCACAAGUCAGUAGACGAUGUGAUGUUCCAACUAACUGCUCCAUUGGCCAACUUAGAAAAAUUUCUUAAAGGGAAUGUUACUUUGGCACAAUUAAAAGAGUCAGCACGUGUGAUGGGCCAUCAGGAAUCUUCCUUUAAUGCUGAAGAAACUGGUCUUCAAGGGAAUGAUAGUUCACUGCAACUGAAUGACUCAAAACAUGAUUCUAGGUUUCAAGAAAGGAUUCCAUUACAUGAUGAAGAAAUGCCUCUAGAAUUGAAUAUUACAUCUUUAAAGCCACACAUACCACUGAAUGAUACAAUAGCUACAGAAAUGACUUCAUCAACUAAUGAUAACACUUUCCUUAAAGGGAAUAGUACUUCAGCAUCAUUAGACAAGUCAGCAGAUAACACAAGUAUACGUGUCAUCACCUAUGUGAACAGUGGGAAAGCAUUUCUUAAAAGCAAUGGUGCACCGAUACAGCUAGACACUAGGUUAGAAAAUGACACCAGGCUUCAAGAAGAGGCUUCACUGGGUCUUUAUGAAACUUCUCAAGAAGGAAAGUUAAAUAGCCCAGCAUAUGGUACCAUGCUUCAGGAGAACACAUCAGCUAAAAAUGGAGAAGUAUUCUUUGAAAAGACUGUAGAGAAGUCUUCAAAUGAUACAGGAAUUCAAAGGACCCCUGCACCACAUCAGAAAGAUCUUCUCCUUGGUAGGACUAACAUUGCACUGUUAGAUACCUAUGAUACAGCAGGUCUGAGACUUGCAGAAAACCGUCCAUUGGACCAUGAGACAGGACAGGAUAAAUCUGGUGAUGGUCUGGGUCUUUCAAAUGUAGAACACUCCUUGUCUGCAGAAAGUAGCAUCAGGCUAGCCCCAGAUAAACUUACCAAUGGUACAAGCCUUCUAAAAAAAACAUUUCUGGGCCGCAAUGACAUUUUUGCCACCAGCUAUGUUACUACACAAGAAAGCGAUGAAUUAAUACUGGGGACAAAGUUUCAAGAAGCUACAGAAAGCGAGGAAAUGUCUGAAAUGGAGAACAUUGACUUACUCAAAUUAAAUGUUAUGGCUAACGAGAGGCAGUUCGAAAAGGCCCCUUUACAAAGCAGCAAAGACACAUUUCUGAAACACAAGGUUACUGCGCUAAGUUUAGAUGGGCCAACAAAUGAAGACAACAGCUUAUUAGAUAAUGAGGAAGUUUAUCUCAACAGGAAAGUACCUCCAGCAGAGCUAGUGGACUUGAUAAAUGGUACAGGUCUCCUGGAGGCCAGUUCAUCAGACAAAGAAGGAACACUCCAUAAAGAUAAAAGAAUGGAGCUGGACUUGAACAGCUGGACCCCUGGGAAGCUAGUGCAAAGGACAGCUGACAAGCCCUGUGAUCAAAAAUCUCAAGGAUGCAGCACUUAUGUAAAAAAGAGGUCCUUGGAAUCACAUGGAACUUCACUGGAAGAAACAGAAGUGCAGCAAGGACUGGAGGAUAAAGCCAGAGCAUUGAAGGGAAGGCAUAACUCUGGCAAACAUACAGGAGGAAUCGGAGCUGUGCUCAGAGGCACUAUCAAGAUAAGUUACAAUAACAGAGCAAACCCCCUUGCUGCUAGGCCACUCUUGGUAGACACAACAGCAAGAGAUCAUGAAGCAACUGGCACUGAUAACCCCACAGGAUAUAUCAGGGGUGUGUCAGCUUCUCUUCCAUACCAUGCCAGCAGUCAUGACCCACCAGCAGUAGAGGGACACUAUGACAACCAAGGUGAAAGUGAUACAACUCAGAGAGGAGGUAACUCCUUUCUGAUGGUGGAAGAGUCAGAGGAGGAGAAAACUAGUGCUACCUCUGCCUAUUCAAGUGAGAAAACUACCAAAGAGGAACAGGAGGUAGGAACUGAGGCAGACACAAAGCCCACUGCAUCCGCAGAAGAGCAAAUAACGAGUAUGGUCCCCAUCUCAACACAGGUUGUGGGGCAAGUGAGUGGAAUUGAGACACCUGCAGUAACUGCAAUGCAGCGUAAAAGGGGUGUUGAUUGGGAGGCACAUUUGAGCUUGCAGCCCAAGGGAAAUGUGACAGAUGGGGAAGUGAGCACCUUGGACCAGCUGGAGCUGAAGGAAACAUGGAUCUUCGGUAAACUGCAGCAGGAGCUCAAAUCUAGUGCCAUUAAGGACCAAGUAUUAGGAACUGAAUCUAAGGAUUUUCCAGCAAGCAAAGAGGCCUCAGAGAUCCUGACAAAACAGGCCUCCAAAGGAAACUAUCCACUUCCCCAAGAUGGCGUGGCUCUCAACCAGACCCUUAAAGGGGACCAAUGGAAGCUGAAGCACAGCCACCAAGAAAAUCAAGUGUUUAAAAAGGAAGAUGCCAUUCCCCUCUCAGGUAGUAAAAUACAGACACCAGAAUGGAAGGAGGAGGUGCAGAGGGUAGAUGAGACACCGAGCAGCAGGGAAAGCAUCAGCAAAGCAAAGAACAGGAGCUCCACUCCUGGAUCUGAGGAAUAUUUUGACACCCCUAGAGAACCCAAUGCCCUAAACAACAUGGUCAAGUCCAACAUCUCAAUGCCCCAGAAGGAAAAAUCAGACUAUGAUGACUACAGCAAAUCCAAGGGAGACACUGAUGAGUUUGACAUCUAUGGGGAGGAGGACCAAGAUCUGCGCACCUUCACUGGGAGGGUCCAGCAGUAUUUCAUUGCAGCUGUCGAAGUGCUGUGGGAAUAUGAGAGCCAGAGACCCCAACACUUUCUAAAAGUGAAGGGCCCAAGUAGGGGCUGGAGGAAGCCCUUCCAGCCGUACAAGAAAGUGGUUUUCCGAGGGUACCUGGACAACUCUUUCACCCAGCCGCUGGCACGUGGGGAGCUGGAUGAGCACUUGGGAAUUCUGGGGCCAUACAUCAGGGCGGAAGUUGAUGAUGUCAUAAUGGUUAGCUUCAAGAACCUAGCUUCCAGGCCUUACUCCUUCCAUUCCAACCUCUUGCCCUACCAAGGAGGCCUGGGGGAAAACAACACACCCAGCCAGGAAGCGGUGCAGCCUGGCGAGCUCCGCGAGUACUCCUGGAAGGUGCUGCCCCAGAUGGCACCCACUGUCAAUGAGUUUGACUGCAAGGCUUGGGCUUACUUCUCCAGCGUUAACCUGGAGAAGGAUCUGCACUCUGGCCUAGUUGGGCCGCUGCUUAUCUGCCGCCCUGGCGUCUUGAGCCCUGCCUUCAGGAGGCAGCUGGCGGUGCAGGAGUUCUCUCUGCUCUUCACUAUCUUCGAUGAGACCAAAAGCUGGUAUCUCGCCGAGAACAUGGAGAGGAACUGCCCACCCCUCUGCCAGAUCCAGCCGGACGAUCCUGAUUUUAGAAGGAGCAGCUACUUCCAUGCUAUCAAUGGUUACGUGAUGGACGCACUGCCUGGGCUGGUGAUGGCUCAGCACCAAAAGGUGCGAUGGUACCUGCUGAAUGUGGGCGACACUGAGGACAUCCACUCAGUCUAUUUUCACGGGCAACAGUUUGCCAUCAGGACGAACCACGAGUAUCGAAUGGGAGUCUACAACCUCUAUCCUGGUGUCUUUGGGACGGUGGAAAUGCGCCCCUCCCACCCAGGAAUCUGGCGAGUGGAGUGUGAGGUUGGAGAGCACCAGCAGGCUGGAAUGAGUGCCCUGUUCCUUGUGUAUGACCCGAAGUGCCAAAACUCUCUUGGCCUGGCUUCUGGGAACAUUGCGGAUGCUCAGAUCACAGCAUCGGGGCAGUACGGUCAAUGGGCGCCUAGGCUGGCUCGGUUAGAUUAUUCGGGGUCUGUCAAUGCUUGGAGCACUGACAGCGGCAACUCCUGGAUUCAGGUGGAUCUGCUGCGUCCCAUGAUCCUUCACGGCAUAAAGACCCAGGGGGCCCGGCAAAAGCUCUCCAGCCUCUACAUCUCCCAGUUCAUCAUCUUCUAUGGCCUUGAUGGGGAGAGAUGGAAGAGAUACAAGGGGAACGCCACCAGCUCCCAGAUGGUGUUCUUUGGGAAUGUGGAUGCAACGGAGGUGAAAGAUAAUCGUUUCAACCCGCCAAUCAUAGCCCGGUAUAUCCGCCUCCACCCCACACACUACAGCAUUCGGACCACUCUGCGCAUGGAACUCAUUGGCUGUGAUCUGAACAGCUGCUCUAUGCCCUUAGGAAUGGAGAACAAAAGUAUCUCCAACCAGCAGAUCUCUGCCUCCUCCUACAGCGAGAACAUGUUCUCCAGCUGGGCUCCCUCCCAAGCCCGACUUAACCUGCAGGAGAGGAGUAAUGCCUGGAAGCCAAAGGUGAACAGCCCCAAUGAGUGGCUGCAGGUGGACUUUGAGAAGAUCAUGAGGGUCACUGGAAUUGUAACCCAGGGCGCCAAAAACAUCUUCAGUAACAUGUUUGUGAAGGAGUUUGCUGUCUCCAGCAGUCAGGAUGGCUCGUGCUGGACUCCAGUUCUCCAGGAUGGUGAGGAGAAGGAGUCCGCAGGUCCUGGCUGGCAGACUACAUGGACGAUCUCUGGAUCCAUAUCCGUGGGUCCUUCCCCCGGGCAGCUCUGUACAUCUUCCCCCUUGCCUUGGGGAUCAUGCUCCUUCUCUGUUGCAUCACGGUUCUUUUGGACUGAAGAGACCAGAGGAACUUCCAGACAUGUCUAUGUCCUCUCAGUCCAGCGACGAGAUGCCAGUUGGGCCGAGGUCCACAUGGCCCCACUGAAGGAAGCCUCCCCAGGAAGUUCUAGGUGUUUGUGUUCCACAGAUAGGAGAUCAGUCUGUGCUGUUACUUAUUUCCUUUUCACACUGGUGGUUUUAUCUUAA
Messenger RNA from Emys orbicularis (European pond turtle), 7521 nucleotides. It is a transcript of the gene F8, whose product is annotated as coagulation factor VIII. NCBI's taxonomy places the organism in Eukaryota, Metazoa, Chordata, Testudines, Emydidae. The coding region runs from base 1 to 7521 and encodes 2506 amino acids. The transcript has 27 exons. Gene Ontology annotation, molecular function: signaling receptor activity; oxidoreductase activity; copper ion binding. Gene Ontology annotation, cellular component: plasma membrane. The record is from RefSeq and is a predicted model, not a curated record.